UUUGUGCAAUAGUUUUGAUAGUAAUUGCUUUUUCUUCUUGAAAAAAUCAUAAAUUAUGGAAUAAAUAUUUAACUAGUAUAUAAUAAUUUUCUAUAAUAAUGAUAGUUCUAUGUGCCAUUUGCAAUGAAUUACUCGAAAGUUCAGUGGAAAUAUUUGUUACUCCUUGCGGACAUGUAUUUCACUUAAAAUGUCUUUCCCAGUGGCUUCCGAGAUCUUCAACUUGUCCAGAGUGCCGUCGUAAAACUACACCCUCCACCAUACAGAAAAUUUACUUCAAUGUUUGUGCAGACAGAUCUCUUCUCGAUGACCCUGCUGUGUUACAAGAACAGCUCUCAGAUGCAAAAUUAAGGAACAAUGAUCUUCAAAAAUCUCUUGAAGAAUCAAAUGAUAAAUUGAAAUCAUCUGAAAAAAAGGUUCUGAAACUUGAAGAAAAUCUGAUAAAAAAAGAGGCAGCUUAUGAUGCAAUGAAACAUCAAUAUUUAUACUUCAAGGAACAGAUGAAGGAAUUAUCAGGUCUAAAAGAACAGUUACAACAAAUAAAAAAGAAAAUGCAGUCUAUGGAAAAAAUUGAUCUACUAUUAAAAUCAACAUCCAGUGAAGUAGAUACAAUGAUUUCUAAUCAUACAAGUGCUGCUGAUUUGGCUAGUUUUGUAUCCAUACUCAAAAGACAGCUCAGUUCUAGUGAAGAAAAACGGAAAGACCUAAAAGUUGGGUAUCAAAAAUUGCAACUAGAACUUGUUAAAUAUAAAACCCAGUGUACUCGAUUCAAAGAAAAACUUGAAAUGCAUAGCAACGAUGAAGAAAAACUUACUGAUUUACAUAGAGAAAAAGGAAAAUUGCUGGAACGUAUUACAGAAUUAGAAUCCAUAGUGGAAAAUAACACAAGUACACCACCCAAAAAUAAGACAAAUGGACUAAUCAACUCAAAUAAAUCUAAAAAUGCAGAAUCUCCAUACUUGCAAGUUGAAUCUAGCAGCUUUGGAAUGAUGCCAUUAAGAACAUUAUCAAAUAACAGCCCUGCAGUUGAGAAAAGGAAACUUACAACAGAUAAUAAAUAUUCUAUAUUCAAGAAACCUCGUAUAAAUGUUCAAACCAUGGCAUCCCUUUAUUCUAUAAACUUAGCAAAAAGUGAACGGGGUUCAAGUGGCAGUAGCCACAAUGCUAAUUUGUGAUAUUCUUUUGAAGAUCA
Messenger RNA from Ctenocephalides felis (cat flea), 1189 nucleotides. RefSeq names its product E3 ubiquitin-protein ligase TRAIP-like. The transcript has 8 exons. Lineage: Eukaryota; Metazoa; Arthropoda; Insecta; Siphonaptera; Pulicidae. Bases 99 to 1172 code for a protein of 357 amino acids. The record is from RefSeq and is a predicted model, not a curated record. Gene Ontology annotation, molecular function: zinc ion binding.